UGGUAAUGCUAAUAACUGCUGAUAGGAAAUUCGUGGCCCAAACGUGUUUCACAAACACAGUUUUUUUUCCAUAUGGAAAAAGUGAGCAGAGAAAGGAGAAAAAGAAAUUAAAAGAAAGUGAGAAACCAACAAAAGCGGGAAAACUUCGAAUUAGGAAAAAAAACUACCACACCACAAAGCCAAAGCCGCCCACACCAACAUUGUAUAUAAAUACUCUCUUCUUUCUUUUUUAGGGUUCAAAACAAAAGUUUCUCGUAGCUUCCACACAGUGUGGUUCAGGUUCGCCAUGGACGAUGUUAGGGCAAGCUCAGCUUGGGUCGCCACCCACUCGUCCCAUGUCGUCGUCGACUCCGCAGGGAUUGAGAAAGUUGUGGACAAUAUUGGGCCAAUCCCAAAAGUGGAGUGGGAUUUCGAAGGGAUUCACUAUUUUGAUAAUGGCCCUCUCACUGUUCAGUACCUGUUUGUUCUGGACGCUUUGAAUUUCUGUUUUUGGCCUGACAAGGAGCUCAAUUAUGAUCAUUUGGCCUUGGGGCUAAAGGCUGUUCUACAAAAUGACCAAUCUGCAUUUGAUGCAGAUCGCCUGCAAAAGUACACUGGUCCUCAAUUACGUGAGCUAUUGAAGUGGCCUAGACCACUUCCAUUGGAGGACGAAAGAGUUCGUUUACUUCAUGAGGUUGGCUGUGAACUGGAA
Molecule: messenger RNA, 691 nt
Organism: Quercus lobata
Lineage: Eukaryota; Viridiplantae; Streptophyta; Magnoliopsida; Fagales; Fagaceae
Product: queuosine salvage protein-like
Exons: 5
Source: RefSeq, a predicted model, not a curated record